This is a messenger RNA of Pezoporus flaviventris, 2915 nucleotides long. RefSeq names its product anosmin 1 (gene ANOS1). Gene Ontology annotation, biological process: neuron differentiation. Lineage: Eukaryota; Metazoa; Chordata; Aves; Psittaciformes; Psittacidae. Gene Ontology annotation, cellular component: cell surface; extracellular region. The transcript has 14 exons. Bases 39 to 2072 code for a protein of 677 amino acids. The record is from RefSeq and is a predicted model, not a curated record. Gene Ontology annotation, molecular function: peptidase inhibitor activity; protein binding.
CGCCCGGCCGCCCCGCUGCCCUCCUUUUCCGCGUAGCGAUGGUACGGAGGGCGCCCUGCACGACCCUCGCCCUGCUCCUCUGGGUAACGGCCGCCUACGGCCGCCCCGACGGGCCGGGGGCCGGCGCUGCCGGCCGCAGUCAGGACGAAGCUUUCUCCACCGCCAGAUGCACCUCCAGGUGCCUGAGCCUCCAAAUUACCCGCAUCUCCGCCUUCUUCAAGCAUUUCCAGAACAAUGGGUCACUUGCUUGGUGCCAGAAUCAUAAACAGUGUUCAAAGUGCCUGGAGCCCUGCAAAGAGUCCUGGGACCUAAAGAAAAACCAUUGCCAAAGCUUCUGUGAUCCUCUUUUCCCCAAGAAGAAUUAUGAAUGCCUAACUAGCUGUGAAUUCCUUAAGUACAUCCUGUCUGUAAAGCAAGGGGACUGCCCAGCACCUGAGAAGGCCAGUGGUUUUGCAGCUGCCUGUGUUGAAAGUUGUGAAGCUGACAGUGAAUGUUCGGGAGUGAAGAAAUGCUGUUCCAAUGGAUGUGGGCAUACGUGCCAAGUUCCAAAAAAUCUGUACAAAGGUGUUCCACUGAAACCUCGGAAAGAAUUAAAAUUCAUAGAACUUCAGUCUGGAGACCUAGAGGUGAAGUGGUCUUCAAAAUUCAAUAUUUCCAUUGAGCCUGUGAUCUAUGUUGUGCAGAGGAGGUGGAAUCAAGGAAUCCAUCCAAGUGAGGAUGAUGCUACCAACUGGCAAACUGUGGCACAGACUACAGACGAGCGCAUUCGGCUGCCGGACACCCGAGCGAGCAGGUGGUACCAGUUUCGCGUGGCAGCUGUGAAUGUGCAUGGGACGAGAGGCUUCACGGCACCCAGCAAGCACUUCCGAUCCUCAAAAGAUCCCUCUGCUCCACCAGCUCCAUCUAAUAUCAGAAUUGCCAAUAUCAGUGCAAACAAUGAUGGGAGUGUAAAUGUAAUGAUUACUUGGGUUCUUCCAGAAGAGCCUGAUAUCCCAGUGCACCACUACAAAGUCUUCUGGAGCUGGACAUACAGCAAAUAUGUAAUCCCAGCCAAAAAAAAGAGAAGGAAGAUUACUGAUGGGGCCCAAAAUUAUGUGGUCCUGGAAGGACUUCAACCCAACAGCAACUACAAUGUAGAGCUGCAAGCAGUAACACGCUGGGGCCAGAUACGCCUAAAAAGCGCUAAGGUUUCUCUCCAUUUUAGUACAACUCAGGACACCAGGAAUAAUAAGGAACGAACAUCUUCUGCUGGGAAACCCCAGAAAGGACUGGUAGAUCAUUACCCAACCUUUCAAAGAAGAAAACCCACUCGUUUUCUUAAAAUUGGAAGUCCUUUCUAUCAGGACAAUCAACUUCAGGUCAAAGUAUACUGGAAGAAGACAGAUACCAGCAUGAAUCAAUUCCAAGUCCACUGGUUACUGGAGUCCUGUGUGCACAAUGACACCAAAGGACGUGGGAAAGUAACAGAGCUGACUUAUGAAAACUACAUGAUUCUGAAGGACCUGUCAUUUUCAUGCAAAUAUAAAGUAACUAUUUUGCCUGCAACUUCUAAAGGUCGUUUUAAGGCUGAGAGUAUUUUCUUUGUUACCCCAUCUUGCUCUGCAUUUAAAGAAAAAACCCACAAGCACAUUAAUUGUCCUGCUGAAGGAGUGCCAGUUCUACCCAAAGUGUUGGCCAAACCCGAGAAUCUAUCUGCGUCUUUCAUUGUUCAGGAAGGUAACAUCACUGGCCAUUUUUCCUGGAAGAUAUCCAAGGCAGACCUUCACCAGCCCAUGACAGGGUUCCAAGUCACUUGGGCAGAAGUAACCACAGAAAGCCGGCAGAACAGCUUACCCAACAGCAUCAUUUCACAGUCACAGAUACUGCCAGCAGAUCAUUAUGUACUUACUGUGCCCAAUCUGAGGCCAUCAAUGCUGUACCGCUUGGAAGUUCAAGUGCUGACAACUGGUGGGGAAGGGCCAGCUACAAUAAAAUCAUUUCGAACACCCGACCUUCCUCUAUUUUCACCCCACAGACCUCAUCUGAAGCAACAUCAUCCACAUCACUAUAAGCCACCCCCAGAGAAAUAUUAGACUGUUUCAGAUGGUUAUAUGGAUAAGAGAAAAAAACUGAGCUCCCAAAUGAAGUCUGGGAAAAGGCACGUCUGUAGAAGCAAUGAAACCGAUUUUCCAGUGGAAGUUACCUUCCUGUAUGAUCUGUAUCUACUUCUCUGUAGUUUAGUCAUGAAAAAUUGUAAUUGCACCAAGACCAGGAUAAAGCAUACAGCAAGUAUCAUUUAAUGACCACCACUAUUCCACAAACUGAAGACUGCAUACAACUCAACACCUGUGAGAAAAUCAGAAGUUUGUUCAUUAUAAUGAACAUUUUUUUUGCAUUUCUGUGUUUAAAGUAGAUUGAAAUGGUGCAGCAUAUGCAGCUUUUUCUCUUAGUGACUCCAACAUUAACAUUUGCAAGAUUGUCCUGUGGUGUAUACAUACUUUUGAACACUGGAGGCCAUGUUCUCAUCAGCAUAUUUAAAUGAUCUAUUUUACUAAAGCUUUGCCUGUCACAAAUUUAAGUCCUAGUGUAUUUUGCUAUUAAAGAAGAUCUCCAUAAGUCUGAAAUAAGGACAUAAGUAAAAUAAUAACAGUAGCAGAAGCCCUAAAAUAGUCAGUAUUUGGUAAUUGCAGUAUCACCACAGAGGAGGAUGACGAUACAUUUGUGUCACCUAUCUAUUCUGAAAUAGUAAUGUUCUUAUGUGUAGAUCUUCUGUUAACAUAGUUAAUAGCUAAAAUAUAUACAAGGUAGAUGUACCAUUGUAAAGAAACAAAUGGCAAUUGAUAGAAUUGUUGAAAAUUAAUGGUGAUUUAUACAAUUAAUUGAUAGGCCCUACUUUUGAAAUCACAUUUAUAAUUUUUUUAUAUGAUAUUUCGAGA